GACGAUGAUUUGUACAUACCCCGCAGUUCUGUGUGAUGUGUACAUAAAGACGUUGCUGCUGACCUCCAGCUCGUUUCAAAUUUGAUCCUCAUUAUUUCCGUGGUGAUAGAUGAGCAUCUGACAAGACGGACUCAAUUCUCCAGUCGGGAAUAUUAUUAGUAGCGAAAAGACAUUCAGACUCGUUAGCUAUCGGUCAAAAUGCUCUCACACGAUACUGAAAACCAUCGCAUAAUCUAUCAAUAUGACUUUGAAAAAGUCUUCAUCGAGCCAUGGGGCCCAAAUGCUCUUCGCAUCCGUGCAACACAUCAGCCCGAACUCCCCUCAAACCAAGACUGGGCAUUAUCUUCUUCCCCUCCAGAUAGUCCAACAUCGAACAAAACAACAAUCAAUAUAGAGUCCGACACCACCGGUGGAACGAUCACAAACGGCAAAAUAACUGCCAACAUCUCUCCACGAGGCAAAAUUAUCAUUCGAAAUGCGCAAACGGGCCAGUUACUUCUAGAAGAGUACAUGCGCAAUCGCAACGAUCAACUAGAUCCGAAAUGCUCUGCUUUACUCGUCGAAGCACGCGAGUUCAAGCCCCGCGCCGGUCGUGAUGAUUACCAUUUAACCAUGAGACUAGAAAGUGUUGAACGGGACGAGAAGAUCUACGGCAUGGGACAAUAUCAGCAACCAUAUCUCGAUCUGAAAGGUCUUGACUUAGAACUUGCGCAACGUAAUUCACAGGCUUCUGUACCUUUUGCUGUCUCUUCGCUUGGGUAUGGUUUAUUGUGGAAUAAUCCUGGUGUUGGUCGCGCAGUGCUGGGUAAGAAUAUCAUGUCGUUCGAGGCAUAUUCUACCCGAGUUUUGGAUUACUGGAUCGUUGCGGGAGAUUCACCAAAGGAGAUUGUCGAAGCGUAUGCGGAUGUUACCGGAAAGGUUCCUAUGAUGCCUGAAUAUGGACUUGGUUUUUGGCAGUGUAAGCUGCGAUAUCAGACUCAAGAGGAAUUGCUGAGUGUUGCACGAGAAUAUCGAAGACGAAAACUACCUAUCGAUUUGAUUGUGAUUGAUUACUUCCAUUGGCCAUUGCAAGGAGAAUGGAAAUUUGAUCCUACGUAUUGGCCAGAUCCGGAUGCAAUGAUCAAAGAACUCAACGAGCUCAAGAUUGAACUCAUGGUCUCCAUAUGGCCCACGGUCGAUAUCAAAUCGGAAAACUAUGAGGAGAUGCUUGCAAAAGGUUAUCUCAUCCGCACAGAUCGUGGUAUCCGUACAGCCAUGAACUUCCAAGGCGAAACCGUACAUUUUGAUGCCACCAAUCCAGGUUCGCGAAAAUACGUCUGGGAGAAAGCACGUCAAAACUAUUAUUCUAAAGGCAUCAAGGUAUUUUGGCUCGACGAAGCUGAGCCAGAGUAUUCAGCCUACGAUUUCGACAAUUACAGAUACCACCUCGGCUCAAACGUCACUAUUGGCAACAUAUACCCUCGAGAAUAUGCAAGAGCAUUCUACGAAGGCCAAACAGAAGCAGGACAGAAGAAUAUCGUCAACCUGCUCCGAUGCGCAUGGGCAGGAUCUCAAAAGUAUGGCGCUUUGGUCUGGAGCGGCGACAUUGCGUCUAGCUGGGAGUCACUGCGCUGCCAGUUAGCGGCGGGUCUUAACAUGGGCAUGGCAGGAAUUCCAUGGUGGACGACAGAUAUCGGCGGAUUCCACGGUGGAGAUCCAACCAAAGAAUCAUUCCGAGAGUUACUUGUGCGUUGGUUCCAAUGGGGCGCAUUUUGUCCUGUUAUGAGACUUCACGGAGAUCGAGAACCGAGACAACCACAGCACGGUACUACCGGUGGUGCAACAUGUCUGUCAGGAGCGGAAAAUGAAGUUUGGUCUUAUGGAGAAGAGGUUUAUGCCAUAUGCAAGAAAUAUUUAAAGAUCCGUGAGCAAUUGCGGGACUAUACCAGGGAACUUAUGAAGGAGGCUCACGAGAAAGGGACACCAGUUAUGAGACCACUCUUCCUCGAAUUCCCCCAAGACAAGACUGCCUGGGAGGUUGAGGAUCAGUAUAUGUAUGGCUCCAAGUAUCUCUGCGCACCGAUAUUGUAUCCAGGUCAAAAAAAGCGAUCCGUUUAUCUUCCUGAGGGAGAAUGGCACUACUACGCGGAUGGCUCAAUGGGGACAGGUGAGAUUGGGAGGAAAUCUUCUCAGGGAUACAGAUUCCAAUUAGAAAAGGGACAGUGGAGAGAAUUUGAUUGUCCUAUUGAAAUUAUGCCCGUGUUUAUUAGGGUUUAGAUCUGAUGAUAUAGGGCUUUUCCGGUCUGAUGAGGAUCUGGUAAACAGCUUACUGUUCUUAAUUUGAUAGAGAUGGUAUACCUAGGUAGAAAAGCCCUUAGCACUUAGUGGUGAGUUUGAUAACGGAUUAAAUGAUUAGGAGUUCAGCUU
This is a messenger RNA of Talaromyces stipitatus ATCC 10500, 2406 nucleotides long. RefSeq names its product glycosyl hydrolase, putative. The transcript is spliced from 2 exons. Lineage: Eukaryota; Fungi; Ascomycota; Eurotiomycetes; Eurotiales; Trichocomaceae. Gene Ontology annotation, biological process: carbohydrate metabolic process. The record is from RefSeq and is a predicted model, not a curated record. The coding region runs from base 199 to 2256 and encodes 685 amino acids. Gene Ontology annotation, molecular function: carbohydrate binding; hydrolase activity, hydrolyzing O-glycosyl compounds.